ACUAUCGACUACUAUUCAUAUCACUUCUGUCGGUGUGUCAAAAUAAAGAAUUUGCCUACGGCUCUAUUGACUUUAAUAUGAUCAGGUGUUCACGGUCAGUGAAGGAGAUGCAGACUAUUUAGAGCGCAGGGCUUGACACACUUGACCGGCUGGACAGUGCAGACUACUCAACUCUGCCUAUCUGAACACAGACGCAGAGCACGCUGACCGCUCCGGAGACCCGCACUUACGCGAAACAUAAAGUAGUUCAGAAUCUUUCGUCUUUGUAGAAUGUGUCUAGAAGUUGAGACGAGGACUUGAUGCAGUACUUAACAUCGCCACGAACAUUCAGACAGUCUGAAAAGGGGCUAGCUGUCAACUUUCUUUCGAUAGCCUGCCGCAUCUUUAAAGCGCAGUGACUUUGGGCUCCUUGAGUCCCUGCGCCGCUGACCCAGUACGCCUUAUUCGCGUCCAGGUUGGAUUUGUAAAUAGGGGGAUCGACAUUCAGAGAUGCGUCCACACAGCGGCAACUGAGAAAGAGUGAAGAACGAGAUCCCACCUGAACGAUGAAGUAAGCCUGUGAAGGAGUUACUUGCGCUGUCAGAGAGAGAACAAGCUGAAAGGGGUUUAUGCACUGAAAAGACCUCAGGAAACUCCACGAUGGCCGCCAAAAGGAAAGGUGGCCUGAAGCUCAAUGCUAUCUGCGCCAAGCUGAGCCGGCAAGUAGUGUACGAUGGCAGCUCGCAGACCGCCGAGCUGGACGCGAGUGUGGCGGACCACAGCGAGCGCGGCAGCUCCCACUACGAGGAGCCCGACGGCGACUUUGCGGAGGCCCUGAGCCUGGGCCCGGGCCUGGAGGAUGAACAGAAGCGGCGCGAGGCCAUCGAGAAGUGGGUGAACGGCGAGUACGCCGACGACCCGCCGUCUGUGGACACAGACGACACCAGGGGGCCCAAGGGCAGCAGCAGCGACGAGGGGCCCCCCGAGGGCGUGUACAUGGUACAGCCCAAAGGCUGCAGCGAUGAGGAGGACAACGGCCACGAGGUGGAGGCCAUGCCUGCCUCCCACGAUGGCAGUUUCCACGACGAUAGGGACUCGGAAGACAGUGCCCACAAAGAGACGGGCUACCCACCCUCCAGUGAGACCACCAACUGCCAAGCAUCCUUCUCUUCUCCAGGGGAGGCCUCAGCCCUGCGGGACUAUGCUGCCAGCACCAUGAAUGAGUUCUUGCACAUGUUCGGCUACGACGACCAGCAGGUGCGUGACGAGUUGGCCAAGAAGAUCAGCUUCGACAAAAUGAAAUCGGCUACCUCAGACCCCUCGUCCAUGAGCAGCGAGGAGGCCACGCGCCGCGCCCGCUUCUCCAAGUACGAGGAGUACAUCCGCAAGCUGAAGGCCGGCGAGGCGCUGGCGUGGCCCGCCCACGCCAAGUCCGACGAACUCGGCGCCAAGGCGCCCCAGGAGAAGAGCUCCGCCGUGCUGCAGGCGUCCUCCUGCCUCCCGGGCGCCGACGCUCCUGUGUUCCCCGUUUCCGCCGCCGCGGACCACAAGCAGGCCCAGUUGGCCGUCGCCCCUGGCAACGCCUCCCACAGCCUGGCAUCCCGCACUUCCAAAUACGACUUCUUUAUCCAGAAGCUAAAGAUGGGCGAGAGCCUGAGGCAGCAGAACGGUGGCGCCUACAAGAGACCGUCCAAGUACGACCUGGAGAACGUCAAGUACCUGCACCUCUUCAAACCCGGCGAGGGCAACCCCGACAUGGGCGGGGCCAUAGCCUUCAAGACGGGCAAAGUGGGCCGGCCGUCGAAGUACGACGUCCAAAACAACCAGAAGCUCACCCCCGGGAAGGGAAACUCCCCCAUAAUGCCGGGCGUCCUCUCCUCGUCCUCUUCGGGUGCCCCAGCCACGCCCGGGCUCCCCUCCACCGCCUCUGCUGGCCCUGUCGGCCCCUCGUGCCUACCGGGGGAGCAGGUGGGCCACCUGGGCUUCAACUCCGACUACAUGAAGUCCAGCUUCUCCAAGACAGACUCCAUUACCACUGGAACCGUCUCCUCAGUCAAGAAUGGACUGCCUCCGGAGAAACCAGUCACCGAGGACGUCAAUGUCUACCAGAAAUAUAUCGCCAGAAGCAGCCAAAAACACCUGAAGCCCUCUCCACCCCCCAAGCAUUUCACAACACCACCAACUUUUAAAAGGUUCUCUGGCAGCCAGCAUUGUGGACAUAUGCACUGUGCAUAUCAGUACAGGGAACAUUACCACUGCAUGGACCCCGAAUGCAACUACCAGAGAUUCACCAGUAAACAAGACGUGAUAAGGCACUACAACAUGCACAAGAAGAGGGACAACUCUCUCCAGCACGGCUUCAUGCGCUUCAGUCCCCUGGACGACUGCAGCGUCUACUACCAUGGCUGUCACCUCAACGGCAAGAGCACCCACUACCACUGCAUGCAGGUGGGCUGUAACAAGGUGUACACCAGCACCUCUGACGUCAUGACUCACGAGAACUUCCACAAGAAGAACGCACAGCUGAUCAACGACGGCUUCCAGAGGUUCCGCGCCACGGAGGACUGCGGCACCGUGAGCUGUCAGUUCUACGGGCAGAAGACCACACACUUCCACUGCAGGCGCCCGGGCUGCACUUUCACCUUCAAGAAUAAGUGUGACAUCGAGAAGCACAAAAGCUAUCACAUCAAGGACGACGCGUACGCCAAGGACGGCUUCAAGAAGUUCUACAAGUACGAGGAGUGCAAAUACGAGGGCUGUGUUUACAGCAAGGCCACCAACCACUUCCACUGCAUCCGUCAGGGCUGCGGCUUCACCUUCACCUCCACCAGCCAGAUGACGUCGCACAAGCGCAAGCACGAGCGACGCCACGUGCGCUCCUCCUCCGGUGUGCUGGGCCUCGCGUCCUCCUUCCUACUGCCCAAGGAGGAGCAGGAGGAGUCCAGCAACGACGACCUGGUGGACUUCUCUGCCAUCAGCAGCCGGAACUCCAGCCUGAGCGCUUCGCCCACCACGCAGCAACCCCCCACCACGCCCCACCUGCUGACCACGCCCGCCACCGCUGUCACCUCUGGUCAGAGCGUCAAGCCCACGCCCGCCCUCCCGCCGGCUGCCCGCAUGUCCACGUUGCUGUCCCAGGCCCUGCCCGGCAGCAUGCCUAUGGCCCUGGCCCUGUCCAGUAGCGCCCUGGGUGGAGCCUCCAACCCCUUCUUCCCUCUGUUGCCACGCCUGCCCUUGCAGCUGCCUGCAGCGGCCGCCGGGUUGGUCUCGGCCGCGGGAUCCGCCGCUCACUCCGCUACCAGGGACUCGCUGGCACCGAGCGCCGGCUCGGCCGGGGAGACGGCGCCGGCCACCGCCCCCUCCACGCCCGCGGCCUACGCCGCCUCCUCCAUCAUGGAGAAGAUCUCAGCCAGCAAGGGCCUGAUAUCGCCCAUGAUGGCCAGGUUGGCUGCUGCAGCCCUCAAUCCUGGGAGUCUCCCGGACACAGGAAAUGGGCAGCACACUCAGGCAGGCCGGUUUAAUCCAGUCCAAGUCAAACAGGAGCCAAUGGACACCACCUCUGGAACCUUGCAGGAGUCCAUGCAAGAACACAGCCUUGACCUGAGCAAGAAAGACCACAGUAAUGAAUCAAAUGGACACCCUGCACCGGGAAAUUCAUCUCUUUUAUCCUCACUUAUGAAUAAGAUGACUCAGGUGAAUCCAGGGUUCUUCGGUGCUCUGAGCCUGAAGUCGGAGAUGCCAGGGGGCCAGGCGCCUGACAGCACCGAGACCGCCCACUAUCUCAGCCGCCUAAUGAAGAGGCCUGUUCAAGAAAAAACCCCAGAACUGUGGAAGAGCUACCUGCGCAGAUACGACACCGAUGAAGUCUGCGAUGCCCAGUGUGACUUCCUGAACAAAGUGCACUUUCACUGUGUUGUGGAGGACUGUGGUGCUCUCUUCAGUACUGUGGACGGAGCCGUCAAACAUGCCAACUUCCACUUCAGAGCCAACCUGAAGGUUAAAUCGGAGACCUCGUUCGGCGAGGGCAAGGACUCCAACGAGGGUGGCCCCGAUCGGCUCGCUGCCCCCGGCUCCACCGUGGCCACCACGCCUCCCGUGGAGGUCCCCGGCGCGGCCAUGUCCGGGGGCUACGGCUCCUCCCCCUCUCUGCUGGCCUGGAAACAGCUGGCGGGCUCCAUCCCCCAUCUCCCCGCCUCAAUGCCCAACAUAGCUGCAACCUCUCCACUUGCCACCACCUCGCUGGAGAACGCCAAGCCUCAGGUCAAGCCGGGCUUCCUACAGUUCCAGGAGAAUGACCCUUGCCUGGCUACCGACUGCAAAUACUCCAACAAGUUCCACUUCCACUGUCUGUUUGGCAACUGCAAGUACGUGUGUAAGACGUCGGGGAAGGCCGAGUCCCACUGCCUCGACCACAUCAACCCCAACAACAGCCUGGUGAACGUGCGAGACCAGUUCUCGUACUACUCUCUACAGUGCCUGUGCCCCAAUCAGCACUGUGAGUUCAGGAUGCGAGGUCAUUACCACUGCCUGCGGCCCGGCUGCUUCUUCGUCACCAACAUCACCACCAAGCUGCCGUGGCACAUCAAGAAGCACGAGAAGGCAGAGAGGCGCGCCGCCAACGGCUUCAAGUACUUCACCAAGAGAGAGGAGUGUGGCCGACUGGGCUGCAAGUACAACCAGGUGAACAGCCACUUCCACUGCAUCCGUGAGGGCUGUCUCUUCUCCUUCCUGCUCAAGCACCAGAUGACCUCCCACGCUCGCAAACACAUGAGGAGGAUGCUGGGAAAGAACUUCGACCGAGUCCCGUCUCAGGUGGUUCCUCACGGCCACCAGGCAGACGACAUGCAGCACAUGACCAGCCUGGCCUCCACCGGCGCUAUGACCGGCCACCCGGGCCUGGGCCCCGGCUACCCCGGCAUGAUGGAUGACGCCGACGACUACAUGGACUACAUGGGAGUGGGAAGCCCCCUGGGCCUCUCCUCUGAAUCCUCCAACCAGGACCGCAGCUGCACUAGCACACCCGUGGGCAACGACAGCUCCCCUGCAGGAAUGGGCUGUCACAUCCCCACUCCUGCUGCUCCUACCUCCGCUGACACGCCUCCCACCUCUCAGUCUGCACCUCCUCCUCCGCCUCCUCCGCCUGCUCCACCGGCGCCCCAGGCGCCGCUCCAGUCCCAGCCUCCAUCUUUCCCUCCGGCUCUCCUACGGCCUCCCCUACCCUCGCUCCCGUACCUUCUCUCUCCAUCCUGUGUCUCAUACUCUCUGCUCAGCGCCUCUCUCGGAGCCACUCGGAGCGUUGUCAUGCCAACCAACACUCCAGCUUUCGGCUCCAUCAUUGCCACUCCGUCUCCGGUUAAAAAUGACGUCCCGAUAGUGCAGGACGCCGCAGGGAACACCAUCUCCAUCCCCGCGGCGACGGGCGCCAAGAAGCGUUUCUGGAUCAUCGAGGACAUGUCGCCGUUCGGCAAGCGGCGCAAGACGGCGUCGUCCCGCAAGAUGCUGGACGAGGGCAUGAUGUUGGACGGCUUCCGCCGCUACGACCUGUAUGAGGACUGCAAGGAUGCGGCGUGCCAGUUCUCGCUGAAGGUCACGCACUACCACUGCACGCGCGAGAACUGUGGCUACAAGUUCUGCGGGCGCACGCACAUGUACAAGCACGCGCAGCACCACGACCGCGUCGACAACCUGGUGCUGGACGACUUCAAGCGCUUCAAGUCGUCGCUGAGCUGCAACUUCGCCGACUGCCAGUUCUCGGGCAACAGCACGCACUUCCACUGCCUGCGCUGUGGCUUCCGCUGCACAGACAGCACCAAAGUGACGGCGCACCGCAAACACCACGGCAAGCAGGACGUGAUCAGCGCGGCGGGCUUCUGCCAGUUCAGCUCCAGCGCCGACUGCGAGGUGGUCGACUGCAAGUACAAGCUGAAGUGUUCACACUUCCACUGCACGUACCCCGAGUGCAAGCACACGGUGGUAGGCAUGUCACAGAUGGACUCGCACAAGCGCAAGCAUGAGAAGCAGGAGCGCGGCGAGCCCGCCGCCAUCUCGCCCGGCCGGGACGGCGGCACGGGCGGGCACGGUCACCACCAGCACCACCAGACGGGGCUGGCCCCGCCUCCCACCUCCGUGAGCCUGCGUUCGACCUCACCCGGCGCGCAGGGCCUGGGUCACAGCACCACGGCCACGUACCUCCCCCCGGGCACGGGACCCGGCGAGUACCCCGACCUGCCCCGCUCGGGCAUCAGCCUGGACGGCUCUCUGAACCUGGGCACAGACGCCGGCAGCUCACUGUUCUUCCUGAAAGGCGCCGCCGGCCUGGGUCUGGCCAAUUCCCUUGACCUGAGCAAAAAACUGCAGCGGGAACCCCUGUCCGCCAGCCCCGCCUCCAUGGCAGUCGCCGCCGCGGGCUUGGCCAACCUGCAAGACGACACCACCGGCACAUCGGGCGACCCCGAGGAUGACCUGUCCCCCGAGGAUGAACCCGCGCACGAGGAAGAGGAUGAGGACGAGGACGAGGACGAGCCCGAGGAGGACCUGAACACGGACUCCUAUGACGAUUCCACUGCGGAACCGGACGGGGAGAAAGACAAUGGAGAACAUUUCCACGCUUCCAUGAACCACACCGAGACUUCCCGACUGGAGAAAGAAGAGGCUGACCUGUGAUCCAAGCCGCACAGGCGGUCGAAGAAACAAUCCCUGUAAACUACGAACAAACGUGCGUGUGAGGGGCCUUGUUUAUCGUGCUCAGAGACACCGCAGAUGACAAGAAAAUAACAAUUACACAAGCAAAGGGAAGGCUGAAAAUGAUUUAUUAUGAUGUUUACAAGAUGACCAACAUUAUUAAUUUAAUUAUGCAUUAAAAAAUGAACAGUGGAACAGACAGGCAAAGCCGUCUUUUACACAUGGGUGGCAAUGUACACAUUUUCCUACACAUCAGUCUCUUUUGUGUGUGCGUGCAUGUUUGACUUUAAUUUAUUCUAUUCUGUUUGUUACUUUUUGUGUGUGAAAAAACAAUA
Molecule: messenger RNA, 6995 nt
Organism: Electrophorus electricus (electric eel)
Lineage: Eukaryota; Metazoa; Chordata; Actinopteri; Gymnotiformes; Gymnotidae
Source: RefSeq, a predicted model, not a curated record